Gymnodraco acuticeps is the source of this 2857-nucleotide messenger RNA. RefSeq lists its product as uncharacterized. The coding region runs from base 1 to 1272 and encodes 423 amino acids. The record is from RefSeq and is a predicted model, not a curated record. NCBI's taxonomy places the organism in Eukaryota, Metazoa, Chordata, Actinopteri, Perciformes, Bathydraconidae. The transcript is spliced from 8 exons.
AUGUCUGCCGUGGUGAAAACACUGAUCCAAGGCCGUCCUGUGGGCAAAGACUUCUUCCUGUCUUCCAAUAUCCCAUUUCUGGACAGGGACCGCCCGGAUGCAUUCUCAACACGUUUUCAGGAGGAAUACAGGCCUUUUACUUCCAAGAAAGCAGAACCUUUUAGUCCACCUACAGCAGCCCAGGUGGACCACAAAGACUUGAGACACAUCAAGGAGUACCGGACAGACGCAAAGGAGUCCUACCAUGCUCACAAAAUGCCACAAAUCACCCGCAUCCCAGCCUGGACCAUGCUACAGACUAACUUCAAGAUGCAAACAGACCCUGGGGAGGAGGCUUUCCUCACCACACAGUCCCAGCAAUUCUGCCGCCAGCCUUUCCAGCCCCCUCCCUCUCCCAUCCGACAGAUAGAAACCCCCAAGGCGAUCCAGCAUGCAGAAAAGCUGCCAGAAAGCACCAACCAAGCCUCCUACACACCACACAAUUGUUGUCCUGUUUUAAAAGCCUCAGCCAAACAUCUAGCAGAGGGCUUUCCCACGAUCAAAGGGGACAGGCGCCAUCAAAGUUUGCUCUCCCAUUACAACAACAGCUUCCUGGGAGCCUGGAGCAGAGCAGCUGUGCCUGUGGAAAAGCACUCCGGAGUGGCUAUGGGUGACCCUGUGAACAUCGUAGAGAGAGAGACGACCCACGCUGCGUCAUUCAGCCGACCCACUGGCUGCAGUCCACCUGUGCUGACGACGGAGCGUUUGAAGCUCAGCCUUGGAAGUCUCACUCCGAUAUGGUCGUCCACAACCAGAGAAGCCUUCCCUCACUACAAGAUUGAAGAUCCAGUUGUUGUGACAAAGAGGAACGAAAAUUACAGUUCCUUGCCCAAAGGGGAGACCGAUACCCGUCACGACAAAGAGAGGAUGUCUGUCACGACCAACAGAACCUCUUUCUAUGAUCUGAGCCUAACAGCGCUUCCAGUUCAUGUACCCGGAACUGACCUGAUGACCAAGAGCCACGUACAGUUCGGCCCAUCCCGUCUGUCGAGCAUGUGCUACUCGACCACGGCCAAAGAAAACUUCAGCAAACAGGAUGGAGAGCGGGCCAGACCAGCCAUCCCGCUGCCCAGCAACAUACUGAGUGGCGCAGAACGUGACUUGAACCCCAGCACCACCAAGUGUGAUUACCUCCCUGUGAAGGCCAGCAGACGGACACCUUUUCCGUCACAGCGGAGGAGCCACCUCAGGUUCCCGCUGGCUCAUCAGUACUUUCCGAACCAUCCACAGUGAAGAGUACACUGCCAAACCGUCAAUCUUCCAGCGUCCCGGCCUCAGCCAGUUAACCACCAAUUUUGUCAUACAGUAACUGAGAAACACGCCUUGGUGCGCUUGUGCUCUUCUGUACUUUUUUGUUGAUUAAUAAUCAUAUUAGUUAACUCAAAAUCACACUGUUCAAAUGGGCAUGUAAUCUGCUGCACAGACAAUAAAACAUUAACAAAUACUACACUGAAGGUCAGGCAAAAUGUAAUACUAAAAAGACCAGAUUGAGCUUGAUGAAAGCUGCAAAUUGUAACACAAAUAUAUUUUUCUCUUAUCAUCAACCUGAGCAAAGAAGUAAUUACAUUUAGCUUCUUUGUUUGACUAAUUGUAGUGCCUCCAGACAUCCAAAGUCAACUAACUAUUCUAUUGGGGAAAAAGGAUAGGGAUAUGUAAAUAAGCUACUGUCAUGUUUCUUAUAUUUCCAAGAUAUAUUUGAAACAACCUUAAAAAGAGGUGUGAUAUUACAUUUGUGCGUAAAACUUAAACACUGAUUCUGUGAAUCACAGCUCAUCAGAACGUGAAACUCCCUCCACUCUGUCAUUAUCCCUAAUAUAAGUGUUGUGUUUUUUCAAUGUUUGAGCUAGAAAAAGAUAACUCUUCACCCAGAACAGUACAGGUUGCAUCAGAGUGUGAAAUGUUGAAGCAGUGUGCAAGUGCAGCUUUAGCAAGUUAGAUGGCUAAAACAUUAACCAAAGCCUUGCCUGUCAUAUUUAGGCCAUGGAGAGGUGACUGUCCUACUUCUACUCUGUUUUCACUGUCAACACUAACCUCUAAAAAGAAGGUUAGCUUCUGUGUCGUAGAAAGAUUCGUAUCCCCUCCUUCAAGGAUGAUGGACCACACAACUUUCUGAAAACAAUCUGUGUUGUAGCAAUAACACAGCCUUGACCCAAAGAUGCAGGCCCUGCUGAUAAAAAAAAGUUGGCAGGCAAGCAGGUGUAAAUAAACUGAAUCUGGAGUUCAUCAACCAGGUGAAAAGGCAGCAUUCUCGGGUAGGAGCUUAAAUAUGAGCUGGCAAAAAGCUUAGGUCCAAGAGGUACAGCUGCAACAACAUGGUUACAACAUGGUUAAGUAUCCAGAAUCGACCAGAUACGUCUUGUUUGAUUUGCCUCUCAGUUGUGCCAAGAGCCAUGCCAAGUUAAGAUAGAUUUUCAGCCAGAUAUGUUAAUUUAAGACCAUGGAGUUUAUGACACUUUCAUAUUAAUUGACUGAAUUAAUGUAGUUUACUUGUGCACCUGGUCAAUUUAAAUCAAAUAUUUUUCAAUGUGUAAGCAUGAAAGUUAGGCAAAAGGACAUGCUUCUGGAUCAUACCUAUGCCUUACUGGUUUGAACGAUACUAUAAACGUUUGACCAAGAUACAUGCAAAGGUCUCAACAGAAAUCUUAACAAUAUGAGCACAGUAUAAUGUUAUUUUGAUACAAUAUCAUAAGUUAAGGUCACAAAGUAUAUGUCUUACUGCAUUGCCAGUGAUUUGAUGUAUUCACCAUAUGGAGUUUUAUUAUUAAGCUAAUUGUUGCUUUCGAGUACUGGGCACGUGGUUUAAAUAAAACAAAAACAA